CGAGCAAACUUCAGUCUGCCUUUUGAAAACUAAAGCGUCCAAGUUUUAAAAGAAAAGUCAAAAUGAAGGGUUUCGCCAUUUUUGCACUCUGCAUUGUUGCCGCGUCGGCUGGCGUCGUUACACACGAAGGAUGCGGUGGGGCCGGGCAGGUGAGCCAAGUUCGAAUUAGCGAUUGCGAAGGAGCCGUGGCCGAAAUGAGGCAAGGCGUCGAAUACUCCGUGGAGGCGGACGUUAUUCCUGCCGCCGCCUCAGCCGGGCUGCAUCUCAAGGUCACCGUGAUCUUCAUGGGCAACACGAUCCCCAUCAUUGACGCCGUCGUACCCAACUCGGCCGUCCAACCGGGAACUCUGUACACGUUGCAGUGGUCCAUCACCCCUGGCGCCAUCCCGGUCGGUAACACGGUUCCCGUCACGUCCGAAAUCUCCGAUGCGGCGUCCGCUACCGUCCUAAUGUGCGCUAGGAUCACGGCCAGAAUUAUUUAAAUUUAUAAUUUUAACGGCAUAUACUAAAAACUAGUAAAUUUAUCAGAUGUAAAAUUGGUUUACUCGAUUUGAAUAAAAUAAGUAUGUCGAACUUGGUAAAAUCAUGGCUUA
Folsomia candida is the source of this 593-nucleotide messenger RNA. RefSeq lists its product as uncharacterized. The transcript is spliced from 2 exons. The record is from RefSeq and is a predicted model, not a curated record. Lineage: Eukaryota; Metazoa; Arthropoda; Collembola; Entomobryomorpha; Isotomidae. The coding region runs from base 63 to 482 and encodes 139 amino acids.